AUGCUGUUUAAAAACCUCGCGAUUGCUGAGCAAGAAAACGACACAUUAAUAUCUCAGCAUUUCAUACGAGUUAUAAUUAACAUUGGCCUCAAAAGAGGAGUUAGGCAAGGCGAUACCAUCUCGCCAAAAUUAUUUGCCGCCACCCUCCAGAAUGUCAUGCGAACACUGGAAUGGGAGAACAUGGGAGUGAAAAUCGAUGGUUGGCAGUUACAUCAUCUUCGUUUUGCUGAUGACAUCGUCCUUAUCGCACCAAAUAUUAGCCAAGCGAAACGUAUUCUUGCCGACUUUGAUAGAGCAUGUGGAAAGAUUGGUUUUCAACCAAAUCUCACAAAAACGGUGUUCAUGAAGAACGGAUUGGUUUCGCAUGCCCCAUUCACGCUCAACGGAACGAAUAUCUCUGAAUGCUCCAGUGACGUCUAUCUAGGGCGGGAAAUCAAUAUGAUGAACGACCUUGCUCCAGAGCUGUGCAGAAGGAAACGAGCGACUUGA
This is a messenger RNA of Angiostrongylus costaricensis, 489 nucleotides long. NCBI's taxonomy places the organism in Eukaryota, Metazoa, Nematoda, Chromadorea, Rhabditida, Metastrongylidae. The record is from the annotation of a GenBank genome assembly.